Molecule: messenger RNA, 1862 nt
Organism: Molossus molossus (Pallas's mastiff bat)
Lineage: Eukaryota; Metazoa; Chordata; Mammalia; Chiroptera; Molossidae
Gene: CD68
Product: CD68 molecule
Exons: 6
Coding region: 818-1834 (338 amino acids)
Cellular component (GO): membrane
Source: RefSeq, a predicted model, not a curated record
CCUCUGAAAAUGAUUUAGGGGGGGACUAUGUCACUCAACCUCAUUUACUGGACCAAAUCUGGAGGGAGAAACCCCUGAGUUAGGUGGCCCAGGGGAUUGUCCCCAAGUGGGGGGGGAGCAGGGGAGAAAAAAUAGUAGCCAUUUUUACAUUGUUUUGUAUAGUAUUUAUUGAUUCAGGAAACAAACAAAAUUCUGAAUAAAAUUACUUGGAAACUGCCUGUUUGGGCUUCUCAUUUCUUCCCCUUCCCACCUGCUAUGGGGUAUAUAUUUCCCCUACCAGCUAACCUUCUGUUGUUGCUUUGUUAUAAUGGUCAGUUAGAGUAACGGACUAGUGUGACCCUUCUGUAAGGGGUUGGGCAAUCACCAUCACAAGUGCCUCACAUGUCUCAGUCAAGAGGAAGUGAUGGAGGGGAAAAUGGAACUGGUCACCUGGUUUUUACAUUGAAUAUUUUCUCUGCAAACUACGGAGGGGCUGCUUUUCAACUGCUUCUGUAAUCACUUGCCUCAUCUGGGGUUUUGCUUAGGUAAACCAAUGAGUCCCCAAGGAUCAACUCUAAAACUCCCAAUUCAUUCUCCCCCAUGACAAUCUUAAUCCUGACAACUUCCACUUUGGUGAAGCCAGUGUCAAUCGUCUUCAUGGCAAAAGUGUGAUGACUCAGAGAUAGGUCACGGGCUGAGGUGCUUGAGUCAGGUUGGGGGGGUAGGGUUGUCUUAGUUACAGGAAGUCAAAAACUUUCAUUUCCUCCUUUUCCAAAAGAAGACGGGGAGGGUAGACUGAGCAGCUGGUACUGACAACUGAGAACUCCGCUGUUCUGCCAUGCAGCUUGCUGUGUUUUUCUUGGGGGCCUUGCUAGGUCUACUAGCAGCCCACGGGACAGGGAAUGACUGUCCUCAUAAAAAAUCUGCUACUCUGCUGCCAUCCUUCACGGUGACACCUACGGCUACAGAAAGCACAACAAGUCCUGGAACAACCAGCCACAGAACCACCAAGAGCCAAAGAACCACCACCAGAGGCACUAGCCAUGGACCCACAACAGCUACUCACAAUCCUGUCACCACAAGCCAUGGACCCACAACGGCUACUCACAAUCCGGUCACCACGACAAGCCAUGGAAAUGCCACAAUUCAUCCAACAACAAGCAAUAGCACUACUACCAGUCCAGGAUCCCCAACCAGUUCCCCCCACCCAAGACCACCUCCACCCUCUCCAAGUCCUAGCCCAGGCUCCAAGGCAGCUGUAGGAGACUACACUUGGGCUAAUGGUUCCCUGCCUUGUGUCCAUCUCCAAGCCCAGAUUCGGAUUCGAGUUCUGUACCCAACUCAAAGUGGAAGAGAGGCCUGGGGCAUCUCUGUACUAAACCCCAACAAAACCAAGGCCCAAGGAGGCUGUGAGGGUGCCCAUCCCCACUUGCUUCUCUCAUUCCCCUAUGGACAGCUCAGCUUUGGAUUCAAGCAGGAACCAUUGCAGAGCACUGUUUACCUGAACUACAUGGCUGUGGAGUACAAUGUGUCUUUCCCGCAAGCAACACAGUGGACAUUCUCAGUUCAGAAUUCAUCCCUUCGGGAACUCCAAGCCCCUUUGGGCCAGAGCUUCAGUUGCAGAAAUGCAAGCAUCAUUCUUUCACCAGCUUUCCACCUUGACCUGCUCUUCCUGAGGCUACAAGCGGCUCACCUACCCCCUACAGGGGCCUUUGGGCCAAGUUUCUCUUGUCCCAGUGACCGAUCCGUAUUGCUGCCUCUUAUCAUCGGUCUGAUCGCCCUCUGCCUCCUCACCUUGGUGUUUGUUAUCUUUUGCAUCUUCCGGAGACGUCCACCCACCUACCAGCCCCUCUGAGCAUUUGUCCCAACACCCAGGGCACCAC